AUGACCAAUGAGAGCUUCCCAGUGGGCUUCAUCCUUCUUGGAUUCUCUGAAUGGCCCCAGGUAGAGUCAGUUCUCUUCUGGAUUGUGAUCAUGCUGUACCUCGUGACUAUCCUGGGCAACUCAACCAUCAUCUUGCUCUCAUGCAUGGACCCUCGUCUCUACACCCCCAUGUACUUCUUUCUUAGCAAUCUUUCCUUUUUGGAUCUCUGCUUGGCCACAGCCUGUGUUCCCCAGAUGCUGUCAAACCUGUGGGGGCCAGACAAGAGCAUCACCUAUGCAGGCUGUGUCAUGCAGCUCUGUGUGUUCCUCUGUGUUGGUGCUACAGAGUGCAUCUUGCUGGUGGCCAUGGCCUUUGACCGCUACAUUGCUGUGUGUCAGCCUCUGCGCUAUACUACCAUUGUGCACCGUCCACUCUGUUGGAAGCUGGCACUCAUGGCCUGGAUGUCAGGUCUGACAGAGUCACUUAUCUUAUCUCCUGUUACACUCCAGCUGCCCUUCUGCCCCCAUCACCGCCUGGAUGACUUCCUGUGUGAGAUUCCUGUGCUCAUACGCCUGGCCUGUGGUGACACCUCGAUCAAUGAGUGGCAGUUGACCAUCUCUGCUGUCAUCUUCACCAUGGUGCCUGUGGGGUUGAUCCUGACUUCUUAUGGCCGUAUAGCUCAAGCAGUGGGGAAAAUGAAGUCAGAGGAGGGGAGGCAGAAAGUCAUUGCCACCUGCUCCUCCCACCUCCUUGUGGUCUUCAUGUUUUAUGGGACAGUGGCAAUGGUGUACACAGACCCUAAGACCAACUUCUCUUCCAAAUAUGGCAAGUUCUUCACCUUCUUCUACACUGUGGUCACACCCAUGCUGAACCCUCUCAUCUAUACCCUGAGGAACAAAGAGGUGAAGGAUGCUCUUCAAAGGAUGCUGAGAAAGGGGAUCUGCUUAAAGAAAUACUGA
Lepus europaeus (European hare) is the source of this 939-nucleotide messenger RNA. Its product is annotated as olfactory receptor 2H1-like. Gene Ontology annotation, molecular function: G protein-coupled receptor activity; olfactory receptor activity. The transcript has a single exon. Bases 1 to 939 code for a protein of 312 amino acids. NCBI's taxonomy places the organism in Eukaryota, Metazoa, Chordata, Mammalia, Lagomorpha, Leporidae. Gene Ontology annotation, cellular component: membrane. Gene Ontology annotation, biological process: G protein-coupled receptor signaling pathway. The record is from RefSeq and is a predicted model, not a curated record.